This is a messenger RNA of Xiphias gladius (swordfish), 3698 nucleotides long. It is a transcript of the gene sstr2a, whose product is annotated as somatostatin receptor 2a. Gene Ontology annotation, biological process: neuropeptide signaling pathway; cellular response to glucocorticoid stimulus; cellular response to estradiol stimulus. Gene Ontology annotation, molecular function: neuropeptide binding; somatostatin receptor activity. Bases 600 to 1745 code for a protein of 381 amino acids. NCBI's taxonomy places the organism in Eukaryota, Metazoa, Chordata, Actinopteri, Istiophoriformes, Xiphiidae. The record is from RefSeq and is a predicted model, not a curated record. Gene Ontology annotation, cellular component: neuron projection; membrane. The transcript is spliced from 4 exons.
ACGCGAUCUGCCCAAAGUUUCGGUUCAGCCAACUCGGAAUAUUUCUUGGAGGUAAGAUGACCUGAGCGAUGAAGGCGGCGAGUGGGCGGCUGAACGCCAGCGCCGUGCGUAACACGAGCAGGUGGAUGGAGGCGCAGGCGGGAUGCAGCUUUCCACCAGCAGGUCAGCGCCGCUUCGGAGCGGCUGGACUCCAUAUUCUCUGCUGAGGGACAUCUCGCUACUGUGGACUUGAUAUGAGGAUGAAGUUAUCGCUUUAAAAAAUCUAUCUUGCUCUUUCACAAUCUCUCUACAGCUGGGAUGUGAUUGUUGUAGUUACUCGUGCAUGAAAAUCCUCAGUCAACCCAAUACCCAGAGCCCCAAGCCCCUAGAUCCCAAGGUCUCAAAUUCCCAGUGCGCCAAGCUUAUCUUAGAACUUAACACUUGAAGUCACUUUACCCUUAUUACCACAACCCUGUGCAUUAAAAUCAAUGUAAGUCUAACGCAAAAUCCAUUAGUAUCUAAAUUCUCUGAACUCCUCUAUGAUCACACCCUCAACCCUAACUCCCUGCCAUUUGUAGAUGCUUAGAACCCUUCGAUUCACUUAAGCCCUUUCAGCCACCAUGGCCUUGGAUCAAUGGCCCUUCCUCUCAACUCCCCCCAACACCUCCAUCCCUGAGCCCCUCCUGUACGACAGCUACAUCCAAGGGAAUGAGUCCGACCUGGACCUGAACAUCUCCGAAACAAGAGAGCCACACCAGGACAAGACCAGCUCUGUGGUCAUCACCUUCAUCUACUUCGUGGUAUGCGCCGUGGGGCUCUGUGGUAACACCCUGGUCAUCUAUGUCAUCCUGCGGUAUGCCAAAAUGAAGACGGUGACUAACAUCUACAUCCUGAACCUGGCAGUGGCAGAUGUUCUGUGCAUGAUGAGCCUGCCAUUCAUCGCCCUGCAGCUGGCACUGGUGCAAUGGCCCUUUGGAGAGGCUCUGUGCAGGGUGAUCAUGACUGUAGACUCUCUCAAUCAGUUCACCAGCAUCUUCUGUCUGAUGGUGAUGAGCAUCGAUCGAUACCUGGCUGUGGUGCACCCUAUUAGGUCCACAAAAUGGCGGAAGCCCCGUGUAGCCAAGAUAAUUAACCUGACAGUCUGGGUUGUGUCGCUAUUGGUCAUCCUACCAACUAUGAUCUUCAGUGGCUUGAACAAGGUGCCAGUUUGUGGCAUUGUGUGGCCGGAGCCCCAAGAUGUCUAUUACACAGCCUUCAUAUUCUACACUUUUUUCAUUGGAUUCUUCUUGCCCCUGGCAGUCAUAUGUCUGUGCUACCUGCUUAUUAUAGUGAAGGUGAAGUCGUCUGGCAUGAGAGUGGGUUCCACCAAACGCAAGCGUUCAGAGCGUAAGGUGACACGGAUGGUGUCCAUCGUGGUGGCGGUGUUCGUCCUCUGCUGGCUGCCUUUCUACGUUUUCAACGUCACCUCUGUCACCAGUUCCAUCAAGCCCACCUCUGCUGUGAAGAGCACCUUUGACUUUGUGGUGGUCCUUGGCUAUGCCAACAGUUGUGCCAACCCCAUCCUGUACGCCUUCCUGUCAGACAACUUCAAGAAGAGCUUUCAGAACGUUCUGUGCCUGAAAAAGGUGGCAGGCCUGGAUGAGAUAGAGCGCAGUGAUAGCAGGGCAGACAGGAGCAGGAUGGUUAAUGAUGCUGUAAUCAUCAACGCCAACUUAGAAACUCACAAUGCUGCCCUGCUAAAUAGCGAGCUGCAGACCAGCAUCUGAAGGUAAAGGAGUGGCAGUCACUUCCAGGGAGGCCAGAGAGACUGAGCAGUGCUGCUUGGGGCUUCCAGACUAAUGGUCUGCCAGUGCACUGCCAGUGCACUGCCAGUGACCCCUGUUCAAAGAUGCAGGAGGAGGGGUAUGAUGUAAUACCUGUAGCUCAUGGACACUGGCACAUGAACAAAGUCUAAGUGAAAAAUAAACAAUUUCAAAGGUGAAGGAAAGUAUACUGACUCCUGUUUAAAACUCUUUAUAUAUGUGUUAAUGAGGUAACUUGAGUUGGUUGGCCCUGAGUUGAAGCAACAAUAUAUCUGACUGAAAUGAUUUUCAACACUAUAAGGACAAGUGAAGUUGAAAUCAAACAUAAAUCAGACUGCUAUUCAAGCUCUCCAGCUUGAGGCUAUUAUCAAGUUGUCAGAAAACAUGCAGACCGAACCAAACUCAAAACAAGAUGUAGGAUCGGUGAGUGAACUUCUAUGGAGCCACUGAAGAAAUACUGGGUCUAGUUAACCCAUGAUAGAGAGAGGUCUGAUGGGAUUGAGCUCCAUCUAUGACUUCCUGGUGGCUGUAAGAGUUUUCCUGAGCUAAGAAUGUUCGACAUUUAUUGUCUGAAUGUGGAAAUACUGCUGAAGAAGUUGGCCAGACAUUUCAGUGGAAGCCUGCAUUGUAAUUCUUUAGAGACUUUGAAAGAUAAAUAUCAGCAACCACAACCCAAGGAUGAAUAGUUUCAUGGUCAUGUUUUAUUCAUAUCAGCUGAUAAGUUUGGUCUUACAUGAUAAACAGGGCAACAAAAUGGCAAACCCCUCCAAACAUAUCUUAUUUACCCACAAACAAAGGAUGCUCUUUAUCCUCUCUAGCUGGCAUCUCCGCAGAAGAUGCUGCAUUGAUCCCUAAAGGCCUGAUUUUAACAUCUUGGAUUAUUGAGUCAGUGGACGGAUGGGAAAACAUCUCAGGAGCCACUCUGACCUUGCUCAGUUCAAAAAAGCAUGACCUUGUAUAUAAGUAAAUGGUUUUAUGUCAGCCUCUGAGGGAAAGUUCUGCACAUAGACAACCUCAUGUCCUAACCAAAACUAAUUUCAAAGGCAAUCUCUGCUGUAAAAUUCUCUUUCGUUGUGAUAUGCAUCAAGGACAGCUUUGAAACUAUGUUUGUGAAACCCAUCAUGCGUACUUUAUAAUUGUAUCCUGGUCUUUACAAUAGUUGCCCCUUGUGCCAGUGAUGCAGUUAUAAAGAGCCCAUUAUACUUGUAAAGUGCUGUGUUUUAACAAUGUAAGAUUUCCUCCUGAUUUCAUGUUAAAAUGUGGUCAACUCCCUCAGCUUCACAUUUGUUUCAGCCAGUAUGUUUCUUGCAAAAAUGCCUACAUUUUACAGAAAGCAGGGAAAUAUGUUACUUUGUCAAAGAGGGAGGGAGAAAGGGGAAUAAGGAGAUGUAGAAAGAAAGAAAAGUAAAGCUUGUGUAUAUAUUGUAUCUAUUGAGAACAAGAAAUGGGCUGCAUGAAUGCAGGUGCAAAGAAGAUAUCAAGAUGUGUGGGUGGAUGGGUGAGAAAUAGAGAGAUACAUAGAAACACCUAUAUAGUCGUUUUUUAGUAUUUUAUUCCAAAUACAAGACUUUCAGAUGUUGUUACAAGCCUUCCAAUGGCUGUAAUGGACGUUGUCAGUUCUAGGGCAACAAUGACUAAGAACAGCUGGUUACAUUUCUGAAGUUCUAAACUUAACUUGUAUGUAUCUACACAUCGAAAUGCAUUUCUUUGCUAUUUUGACAUCUAACUGAUCUUUUUACUAUUGAUGCAUCAGUGUGUUUGAUCGAUUUCAGCUUUCAAAUACACAAAAGCCAUAAUCAAUGUCUAGAUCAACUUGACAGAGUCCUGUACUUUUGGGACGUGAAGUACAAGGUCCAUGGCUAGGUUAGGGCAAAGACUUUGCUGUUAGGUCCCUUUAUUGACACUGCACCUACCACC